GGCGUUGGCGAGCCGCACAGUAUUCACUAGAACGGAUCGGAUGGGAGCUCUGGAGCACAUUCCAUCUCAUAAACCUCCUUGGUCUCAGCUGAUUAGAACGAAAGGGCGAUUGUGACGUCUAUUACAGUCUCGCUGGACUUCACUGCUACUGACAUUGUCCAUACAGGAGUCUACUUGUUACUGGCCUGCAUGGUGAGGAAACAUGGGAUUAUUUGGACGCAGCCGGCACCGGGAGUUGAACAGCCUGACGUGCCUGGUGGUGGCAUUGGAAGGCUGGCGCACCACUGUUGAACUGCACAACGACGCCUUUGUCUCGGGGCUCGUCAUCAAUGUGGAUGCAAAAAUGAACAUAGACAUGGAGGAUGCCAGGUAUACUGAUGGCAAUGGCAAAACUGUGAGGUUAGAGAACUUCCACGUGAGGGGGAGGAAAGUCCGCUAUGUCCACAUCCCUGACCAGAUCAACAUCAUGGAAGCCAUUCAGAAGAAGGUGAAGGUUAAAGUCCCACAUCGGCGGAUGACUGAAAAGGGACACAUUGCCCUAAAGCGUACACAGCAGACUCUUAAGAGGUACAGACGACAACAGGAAGAGCUGCAGCAGCAACAAGAAAGCUCUGCAUCAUCAUCUCAGUCCCUCCCAGGACCAUCUACCAGUAGCCAAUGAUUAAAUCAAUCAUAAAUAGUUUAAGAAAUUGUACUGCAUGGAAAGAAUGAAGAAAAAAGGGUUUGUAAAGUUGUGUGAAAAUGAAGUUGGAGAGAAAGGCCACUAGGGGAAUGGAAGAAUAGGACAAAAGUGUGAGAGAGACGUUGACAGAGGUCAACUAUUUGAACAAGCAUCAAGCAGUUGUUGGAGAGGUAAAGGUUCUGCUGCUGCAACCACUCCCUUGAGGUGCUUCUAGAGUGAGAUGUCAGAGACAUAGAUUGAUAUGACAUGAGCAUGAGUAUUCUUGUGAGGGAAGCAAAAAGUGUCAUGUCAAUAUUUUUUGUUUUGUUUUUAGAUUCAUUGAUUGAUUAUUCUUAAUUUAAUGUACAUAAGUAAUGGCAUAGUACAUACACACUAUUUUGUAAAUUUGUGUAAUGCAAAAAUAUAGAUUUGUGCAAGAUUUGCA
Molecule: messenger RNA, 1106 nt
Organism: Portunus trituberculatus (swimming crab)
Lineage: Eukaryota; Metazoa; Arthropoda; Malacostraca; Decapoda; Portunidae
Gene: Lsm10
Product: U7 snRNA-associated Sm-like protein LSm10
Exons: 4
Coding region: 203-661 (152 amino acids)
Biological process (GO): mRNA 3'-end processing by stem-loop binding and cleavage
Cellular component (GO): nuclear body; cytoplasmic U snRNP body
Molecular function (GO): histone pre-mRNA DCP binding; U7 snRNA binding
Source: RefSeq, a predicted model, not a curated record